Messenger RNA from Asterias rubens (European starfish), 2254 nucleotides. Its product is annotated as multiple epidermal growth factor-like domains protein 11. Bases 68 to 2254 code for a protein of 728 amino acids. The record is from RefSeq and is a predicted model, not a curated record. NCBI's taxonomy places the organism in Eukaryota, Metazoa, Echinodermata, Asteroidea, Forcipulatida, Asteriidae. The transcript is spliced from 12 exons.
UCAACCGACGUCGCUUGGAAAUGACUCAGACUCAUCCUGCCAUUGUCCAAACCAAACCACCGGUGGUAUGUGCAUCGCUGGUGAAUUCUGCCCCAGAGGCUCUGCAGCCCCUACACCCUGCACCCCAGGCUCCUACUGCCGCUAUGAUGAGCUCGCUGAUGUUAGCGGUAACUGUCAAGCUGGGUAUUACUGCACAGGGAGUACCAUCUUACCCAAUCCUGAGAAUGAUACGACUGGUGAUAUCUGCCCCAAGGGCCAUUAUUGUGAAGAGGGCAGUAGUAGUCCGGAGCCUUGCCCUCCUGGUUCUUACUCUAACCGUUUCUCCAACUACAACCUGACUGACUGCCUGCCAUGUACCGCCGGGAUGUAUUGCAGCGGCUGGGGACGAGUCUUACCCAAUGAUGAUUGCGACGAAGGCUGGUUCUGUUGGGAGAACUCUACGGUACCUCAGCCUCCUGGAGCGGAGUGUCUAGCUGGACAUCAGUGCCCUAGAGGAAGCCCUGACCAGACGGCGUGUCUGUCUGGGACCUAUCAGCCCUCUACUGGGCAGGGUGAAUGCUUGAUGUGUCCAGCAGGUUCUUACUGUGAUCAAGAUGAGGCUAUAGCUGAGGAUCAGAGCGGUGUCGGAGCACCCUCGCAUGGCGUGGUUACUCCCAAGGAAUGCCCAGCAGGUUACUACUGCCCUGAAGGCACCCAGACAGCUCAGGAGAAUCCAUGCCACAGUGGUUACUACUGCCCUGAAGGCACCCAGACAGCUCAGGAGAAUCCAUGCCCAGUGGGUACCUUCAGUAAUAUCACUAGCCUGGAGAAUGUUACCCAAUGUAGACUUUGCACCGAAGGUUAUUAUUGUGAAGCAACCAACCAGAUCGCCCCAACAGCCCAAUGUGCAGCAGGGUUCUACUGCGUCUUAGGAGCCAUUACCAGCACCCCAGACCCUGCUGAUGCAACGGGUGGUCCAUGCCCACCAGGUACCUACUGUGAGUCGGGCUACGCUUGGUAUGAGUUCUGUCCUAAGGGAACGUUUGGACCAGUGGAAAAGUUAACAAAGAUUGGGGAUUGUACGGACUGUUUGCUUGGAGAGUACUGCUCCGAGGUUGGUUUGACGGAACCGAAUGGAGGAUGUGCACCAGGCUAUUUCUGCACGGGAGCAGCUGAGAAGCCUAAUCCGAUCGGUGAAGCCUACGGUGAUGUAUGUCCAGUUGGUCACUACUGUCCAUCUAAUACCUCAGACCCAUACCCAUGCCUGGCUGGAAGCUACCAACCUGAGCAGAUGAUGACUAAUGAUAGUGCAUGCUUACCAUGUGAAGCUGGGAUGUACUGUAAUGCAACAGGAGCAGAGAAUAUGGCAGGUGAAUGUGAUCCUGGUUACUACUGUGUGGGCGGAGCUUCAUCCUCCGCACCGGUAGACGGUAUCACUGGUGACAUCUGUCCCCCAGGCUCAUUCUGUAUUGGCGGAUCAUCGUAUCAUGAGUUCUGUGCCAACGGAACGUACGUCAAUUUCUCCAUGGCAGACGCUUGUGAAGACUGCCCUAUAGGGCACUACUGUAUCCAUCGUGACCGCGCUGACCCCUGCCCACCAGGCUAUUUCUGCCCCCAUAAAACCGGGGCCGAUCUGCGUCUAUGUCCUACCGGGACAUACAACCCUGACUACGGGAUCUACCAACAGGACCAAUGCACACAGUGUGAUCCUGGCAAGUUCUGUCGCUACCCUGGGAUGGACAACUACACUGGCAACUGUGCGGCUGGUUACUACUGUCAGAUAGGCGUGAAUACUGAUAAGCCAUCCGGUAACCACACCGGCCUUGGUGGUAUAUGUCCCAUCGGAUCUUUCUGUCCAGAGGGUACGUCCGUCCCUCUAGGUUGUCCAGCGGGUUACUACGCUAACGUAGAGCAGCAAUCUGAAUGUACUGAAUGUAAAGAAGGUUUCUACUGCACAGAGAAUGCUACAGAGUAUGAGAAUAGUAUCUGCCCAUCAGGUUACUACUGUCCAGCAGGGACACGAUGGGCAUAUGAGUUCCCAUGUCCCAAGGGGAGUUAUAACCCAGUCAAUAACAGCAAUGGACCAGAAGAUUGUCUAGCAUGCCCUCAAGGGCAGUACUGUCAAUUUGAUGGUAUGGAUACAACAAGUGGUCCAUGCAGUGAGGGCUGGUAUUGUACCGGUGGAUCAUACAUGAAAGAGCCGCUACCAACAGCAAAUGCUACAGAGCUUUCUGAGUGUACAUGCCCCUCAGCAAAUUACACAGGUAAAGAUUAA